ACACAAACCACGAGUGUGACGCCAUGCCAACACUUGUGCCCAUGUCACUCCCAGCACAGCCCUCAGGGCUGUUGGUCAUUGUGUAAUUCCAAGUGCUGCUCUCUGCUGCUGCCCAUAAUGGAAGAGAAUGCUCCGCCUCGCACGGAUGUUACGCACUGCUCUGCUCGUGAAUGCUGUCAUCUCUGUUGGCAGCAGAGCCAUUCCCACAGCUCCUGGCACCAAGCCUGCUGCUCUCAGCCCGCAUCAGAAAUUCCUCUAAUGAUUUCCAGAAAGGCGUUGGGAUCUUUAGUCUGCCUGUCUGCUGUAACCACAUUGAUCUGGGUCGCAGUUGGGAAUUGGAAAGUGCACUACCUCCCAUAUUACCUUCCCUGCCCUGGAAUCUUCUCCAAGGAACUCCUGUAUUUGGAAGAAAAGCCAGUCCAGCUUUUCCCACAAUUAUUUUAUCAGCAACCACGAGUGCUGGCUCCAAAGCGUCAGGAUGUGCUAACAGUCACACCAUGGUUGGCCCCCAUCGUUUGGGAAGGCACCUUCAGCCCUGAGAUCCUGGACAGUGUCUACAUGCCAUUGAAUCUCACCAUAGGGGUGACAGCCUUUGCCAUUGGAAAAUACACGAGGUUUGUGGGCCGCUUCCUGGAGUCAGCAGAGAUGCACUUCAUGAAAGGCUAUCGAGUGAACUAUUACAUCUUCACUGACAACCCCGAGAUGAUCCCCAGCAUCCAGCUGCAACCUGGCCGAAGAUUUGAUGUUGUGCACGUCAAGAAAUACCCCAGCUGGCAAGAGAUCUCCAUGCGCAGGAUGGAGACUAUCAACCUACACAUAGCAGAGAGGAGCCAUCAGGAGGUGGACUACCUCUUCUGUCUGGAUAUUGACAUGGUGUUCCACAAUGCCUGGGGGGCUGAGACCCUCGGUGACAUUGUAGCAGCCAUACACCCUGGUUAUUUCAAUGUCCCUCGAAGCCAGUUCCCAUAUGAGAGGAGGAGCUCUUCAGCAGCCUACAUCCCUGAGGGAGAAGGGGACUUCUACUAUGGAGGAGCUGUGUUUGGAGGGCUGGUCAAGAAGGUCUACGAGUUCACCAAGACUUGCCACAUGACCAUCCUGGCAGACAAAGCCAACGGGAUCAUGGCAGCCUGGCAGGAAGAAAGCCAUCUCAACAGGCACUUUCUCUCCCAUAAACCCUCCAAGGUGCUCUCUCCAGAAUAUAUAUGGGAUGACAGGAAGCCAAAGCCCCCUGAAAUUUACCUCAUACGCUUUUCCACAGUAGAUAAGAACUACCAGGAGGUAAGAAAUUGACCUCCUGAUCCUCGCAGAGAGAUGUCCUCCAACCUGCUGAAUGUUAGCUCCCAGUGAAGGUGUCCCACUGUGGGUAGUUUCUCUGGAGAAUGAGAGCCUUAAAGCAUUUCAGAAGCAGCAGCCAAAGUGGAAGUGAGAAUGGAAAGGUUUCUAGGUUCCUAAUCAUUGUAAAUACAAGUGUAGCUCUGAGAGUGGAAGCAUAGCAGCAGGUAUACAAAGGGUGUGCUGUCAAGUAGAAGGCUGUCCUCACAGCAAGGCUGCAAAUGCUGUUGUUUGCAUAUUUUCCUGAAGCUUUGCAGAAACUUAGGCAGGAUCAAAACUUUGGCAUCCCUAUGGAAAAAGAAAAAGACCUUUCCACUUAAAAAUACUUCAAACACUCUGCUUUUAAAAAAAAUUAUUAAUUUUCACAUACUGUAGUUCAAACACUAGAUAAGGAUCAGCUUACCCUCAGUGCAGGUUAUCCCUAUUAGUGUGCAGCAGUGACAGAGCUCUUCUCAGCAGUGAGAUGCAGGAAUUCCUGACGGACCAGCAGUGCCAUUUCACACACUUCCAAGCUGUUUUGGGCACCCAAGUUCAGACUGAACUGGCACAGUUCAAACCCAGAGAGCGUUGUGGGUUUGUUCCAGUCACAGAUGUGCUAUUCGCCUUUUUGCCAGCUCACACGUCUCUGGGGCUCAUAUAAUCUUUUCCAUGGUGUGAGAGGUCCAUGUGCUUACUCUCUGCUUCAGUCCUCUCCAAGUUUUCUGAGUAUUGUAAAACAAAUGGGCCAGAAGCUGUUGGAGCUGACAGCCAGAGUUGGAGCAUUUCCUACAGACAGGGUGGCUUCACUCCAUAAUGAAAUGCUCUCUUGGAUCUGUAUGUUCAGCUGGGAGCUGGAGGUAGGCUGGGGUUAACCUUUUCUUUGCAUGAACGUGAUAAGAAGCUGACCCAGGCACACUGCAGCCUUCCAAGCCUGCGAGCUCAUGGGGCAAAUAGGUGGGGAGGGUGUCCAAACACAGGGGAACAGCUGUGCCUCGCCAGCAGCAGCUGCAAAAUGGUUCAUCAGCUGUGGUUACAGGGUGGAGGUCUGUGUGUUUACUCCCUGCUACAGCACAUUGGCUGUGAGCAUCUUCCCUGUGAGCUCCUGAGGAGUGCUGCCAGUGGGCACUGCGGGUCUGUGCCAGCCUCACUUGCCAGGAAUAUCUUUAUCCCAGUAUUUCCAAUCAAAACCAGGAUUGUUACUGACCAUCUUCUUGUUCUAAAACAAUUGUGCCCAAAGCUCACACCUGACUCUAGGGUCUCAUUAUGUCAGUAACUACAUAUGGGCAUAUGGAGCCCUUUGCAAGCCAGAAGGAGCUGUCUGGUUUGAUCUCCUGCAUGGGGUUAGCCAGAUAAUUUUAUCUCCUGCUGUCAGUAUCAAUGUCAUAAUACAGGGCUGAGCUGUGCUACAUCUCUUAGAAGAGAAUUCAGGCCCAACACAAACAUCAAGUGAUACAGAAGCCACAAAGCCAUAGUCAGCUCCUCCUGUGCCUUAAUUCUUCUCCAAGUCAGGCUCUCUUUUUGGCUGUUGGAUUUUCUUCUGCCACGCUAGAUUAUUCAGAUUCCUGUGCAGAUAUUCAUAUUCACGUCACAGUUCUGCUCACCAGGGCUGUGAUUGGAAGCAGUGCCCAGAGACACCCAUUGUCUUUGGGGAGCAGGAGACUGUGGCUGCAGGAGGAUGCUGCAUUCCCCAUUGUGGCACACUAAUUGAUGAGAGCCUGGACUUCUGCCAUCACCUCCUGCUGAUUAAUCCCCUUCCCCCAGCACCAGGCUUUGCUUUUUGCCUUUGCAUUGUGCAGCCUGAGACCCGUGGGCUGGGGGGAGUUUCACAGAGCUCACUUUCUGCUCUUAAUUUUUCACCAAUGCUCACAGGGAAACUGAGGCACAUAGUAGCAAAGCAUGGCGUGGUGCUGCUGCGUAUGGGGGCUGCCACAGGGGGAUAAUGCUGUGUCUCAUGUCUUUAUGUCAAGGGAAUUUAGACUUGGAAACAUGCUUGCUGUACUGCAUAGAAAGUGAAUCAGCACAUACAAAUAAAUUAUCACCCAAAUUUACAUUGUCUGGGGGUCUGAUCGUGCUUUCAAGGUAUUUUUGACUCAAGAGCUGCUUGUCCUUAACCAAGCAUCACAUUAUAGCUUGUUGCUUUCCCAAGGGUCCCUUGUUCUGUCUGUCUCCUUCUGCUUGACUGGAACAGACCCAUCAUUCAUUGUCCAUCUAAUUUAAGAGCGCACCUGACAGCCUUCUCUCCUUGUUCCAUCUGAGGACAGGCAUGGUGCAACCAUCCCAAAGGAAAACCUGCUUUGGGGAGCAAGAAACAGAAACUUCCAGCACUGAAAAUGAUCUCAGGUGGGAGAAGGACAAGAAUCAUUUGCACAGAGCCACAUUAGCACCUUUUUUGCUUUUUGGGUUUUCCUUUAUCCUCCCAUAGAUGCAAAGCGAGGUUCCUCCCCAGAGAGGAUUUGUUCUGAUCCUAAAGGGCAGCUGUGGGCACUGGGGGUCCUUUUUGCUCACUCACACUUCCCCUGCUCUGCUUCAGCUCUCCACCCAGUGAGGGAUCCCUGGGGAGAACCACGCAGAGAGUAACAGCUGCUCUCUGUGUGACAGUGAUAGGCACUGGGGGACAGCAGAAACCAGAGGGCUCUGCAGCAGUGGGUUGCACUUCACUCCCACUAAAUCCCCACAGCCGCUAGCAAAACUCAUCAGGGCAGUGAGUCCUCAGUGCCUGCCCACCCCCAGCUCCCUCCUUCUCUGUGGGUAAGAGCACUGCUGCACUGACUUGACUU
Messenger RNA from Lagopus leucura (white-tailed ptarmigan), 4088 nucleotides. RefSeq names its product globoside alpha-1,3-N-acetylgalactosaminyltransferase 1 (FORS blood group) (gene GBGT1). Lineage: Eukaryota; Metazoa; Chordata; Aves; Galliformes; Phasianidae. The coding region runs from base 118 to 1290 and encodes 390 amino acids. Gene Ontology annotation, biological process: carbohydrate metabolic process. Gene Ontology annotation, molecular function: globoside alpha-N-acetylgalactosaminyltransferase activity. The transcript has 6 exons. The record is from RefSeq and is a predicted model, not a curated record. Gene Ontology annotation, cellular component: membrane; vesicle; Golgi apparatus.